UCCUUCCUUGCUGGUUGCGCUGCCCUCGCUCGCUCUUGGUCUCUCUCUCCGCCCCUUCGUUUGCAACGCAAGGAUUAUUUUUCAAAAAAAAACAAGCGAACUCAGCGUUUUAAAUCGGCAGUUGUCCCCCGUCCCCUCUAUAGUCCUCGGGUUAUUGUGACUACCUCCAUCUUUAUAAUUUGCAUUUUCUCCCUUUUCCUGUCACAUUUCCAAUUUCCUUGUAUUAGUAUUUUGGCGUGCAAAUUUGCUUCUACUUUAGGGUUUUUUACCUUGCUACUUCAAACCUACUUUAUGAACAACUGGUGCGAUACUCACAUGGUUAAGGGCUUCUCGUUGCAAGAAAUCAGUGAAGAAGGCGGAAGGUUGGUUGUGUCACAUUUUACCGCGUUGACGUUCUCCAUCGCCGAACGACAUGGCUGGUCGAGGCGGGAACUUCAUUGCUAGAGUGAUGCAAUAUGUCGUUAACGAGCUUCUCGUGGAUCGACUUGCCAAUAAUCAAUCGUUUCAGAGGUUUGCAGUAAGAUCUUCUAAAGCUAUCGAGGAAAUGGCUCAAAAAGGAGUUCAAACAAAGGAGGAGCUGACGAAACAGCUAAAGAGUUACUCGGAACAGUUUGGACAAGAGAUUGAGAAGCAAUUGAAGGAUCCAAACAAAAAGUGAUAGACCAGUCCAAGAUUUAUUUUUCGAAGUACCAUCUUCAAAGCAUUUCUCUCUUUUGUACCAGCAGCCAUACUUCGUUUGAUCCGAUUUUCUUACAGAAAUGACUCCUCUCAAGUACGUCUGCUUAUUAUCAGCAGUGCUCUCUCGAUGUUAUUGCUAGGUUCUUUUUCUUUUUAAGGGUUUCUAUGUCAGACCAAAGAUCGAAGCACUUAAUGCUUGAUAACAAAAUUCUAAUGUUUCUGGUGCAUUUGCAAAAUGAUGUACCUGACAAGAUGAACCAUUUCUGUAUCAUAGUAAGGAAUAAAGCAAGCUCCACUAGUUUGCUGGUUAUGACUUUUAA
Physcomitrium patens is the source of this 998-nucleotide messenger RNA. NCBI's taxonomy places the organism in Eukaryota, Viridiplantae, Streptophyta, Bryopsida, Funariales, Funariaceae. The record is from RefSeq and is a predicted model, not a curated record.